This is a messenger RNA of Plasmodium vinckei vinckei, 5274 nucleotides long. Its product is annotated as conserved Plasmodium protein, unknown function. The record is from RefSeq and is a predicted model, not a curated record. The coding region runs from base 1 to 5274 and encodes 1757 amino acids. The transcript has a single exon. Lineage: Eukaryota; Apicomplexa; Aconoidasida; Haemosporida; Plasmodiidae.
AUGAAGAAUAGAAUUCGGAUAUAUAUGGCUGUUGUUAUUAUUAUAUUUCAAUUUUUUGAAAAAUAUAAUGGAAUAAAAUUGAAAAGAUUUUAUGAUUAUUUUAAUUUUAUUCAACCAAUUAAAAUUGAUGGUUAUUCAAAAUAUCAGCUAAAUUACAAUUUUCAAAAUGUGAAUAUAAAAAAAAAUAAAAAAAAUAAACGAGACAGAAUAACAACGGUAGGUCCUAUAGAAUGGAAUCUUCCUGCCACUCAAAAUGAAGAAACAAUUGAAAACUUUGAUAAAACUCAAAACAAAGAAAAUUAUCACUUAGAAAUAGAUAAGAAGCCUACACAAAAAAAAGAUUUUUUAAAUGGUGAACUACUAAAUGAAGAAGAAAUAAAUGAACACAUGCGAUUUCAACAAUGGAAUGAUAGUCUAAUUUAUUCCAAUGAAAAUUCCUUUUAUUAUGAUAUUGAAAAUAAAUGUGUAAAUACAAAAAGUUAUAAAAAAAUUAAUCAAGUAAAUACAACAUUUUAUAAAAAAGAAUUAUGCCUAAAUAAUACAUCAAUAAAUCUUAUCCCUUUUAAUACAAAGAAGAGUGAAGAAUCAAAAUUAAAUUAUGAUGCGUAUAACAUGGGUGAUAGUGACAAGGAAAACCCAAAUAAAAACGAGGGUGUAUCUACUUCUCAAGAUGAAACAAUUUUAAGUGAAGAUGAAGUUAAAAAACUUUCCGAUAUUGAAUAUACAAAAAAAACAAAUAUAUUUUUUCCAAAAAAAUCGUUGUAUAGUUCUGUUUAUAUUGGAAAAGAUGGGUUUAACGAUUUUCUUGAGAAGGGAAUAGAUUCAAUAAAAAUGAGUUUAAAUAAAUAUUUAAAUUCAUUUUAUGAAAAUAAUUUAGAAAUAAAUUUAAAUGAUAAAAUAUAUAUUAUGUUUAUAUUGAAAUAUGCAAAAAGUUAUAUAUUAGAUAUAAUAUACAAAACUUUUCAAACAAAACAACUUAAUGAAUUAGAAAUUGAAAGUGAUAUGAGUAUCUACCCCGAAAAAGAUAACAAUGACAAUAAUAAUAAGUUUAUGAAUAGCGAAGUAUAUUUAGAUAUGCUUUCAGAAUAUGAGGAAAUACUAAAUAUAUUAACCGAAUUUUUUAAUAAAAUAAAUGAUAUGUUUAAAAUAAAUGAAACAGAAUUAACAGAAUAUUUAAAAAAUCAAAAAAAAAAAGAUAUCAUAAAUUAUUCGACACCAUAUGUAUUAAAAAGUGAUGAAGAAACAGAAAGACAUAUAAAAAAUAUGUGGACAUUUUUUAAUUGUAAUAUAUUUAAUAAUGAAUUACCUAAUUUUGAUUUUAUUCCAUUUUAUUGGAUAAACAGUAAAAUAGAUAACUUAUUAAACAUUCCAAAUAUGAAAACAUAUAAUAUAACUAAUCAAAAUUUUAUAAAUUUACCUAAUAUUUUAUUAUGCCCAUCAUUAAGAACUUCUCCCAUUCUACUAAACUACACAAUAUUAAAAAUUAUGUAUGAAUAUUAUAAAUUAAUACAUGUAGAUAUCUUACCAUUUAAUCAAGUUAAAAAUUAUAAAAAAUUAAAUAAAUUUGAUCCAGUAAAACAAAAAAUUAUUAAAUAUGUACAUGGGGUAUCUGGUCUUUUAGAGAAUAUUGAUUUUUAUUUUUAUACUCCACAUUUAGGGGAUCUAAAUUUAACACCUGAACAAUCUGCAACCUUUUUUUCUUACAUUAAAAAUAUAGAGACAAAUCAAGAUACUGUUCUAUAUAACAUGGAAUAUAAUAAAUACAUCAAUUUUUAUGAUAACGCCCAAAAUGAUACACAAACACAGGAAGAAAACAAAAAUCAAAAACAAAAGGAUGAUGACGACUUUGUUAAUGACGAUUUAGUUUUCCUUCUCUUAAAAUCGAAAACAACUAAUGAUAUAAAUAAAGCUAUAAAAAUGGCACAAAAUGUGUACAUAAAAAAGAAUGUCAACUUACUAUGGGGUGAACAUGCCUACCCAGAGUCAGACGGGACCACUAAAAAAUCAACUGAAAAUUUAAAGAAUGAAAAUUUGCAGAACACCAAUUUAACGGGGGAACAUGGGGGACUACAAAAGUUUCGUAUACCCUUAAACGAGUUUUCUGCAUCACUCUUUUUAUGCGAUGUAAAUAAUUCUACUAAAUAUUUAACACAAGGAAUAGAUAAACUGAAAGAACUAACCGAAUUUGAUUUGACAUAUGUUCACAAUGCUUUAACAAAUGCUUGUCUAAAAUUUUUACAUGAUAGUGGAAAUGAAAAUGAAGAUGUUGAAGGGAUGUUAAAAAAAUAUGAAAACAAUGAAAAAGUUGAAACUACAAAUAAUAUUAUGGCAUUACAAAUGAUGGUUGUUUUAGGAGAAUUAUUUAGAAACAUUAGAAAGAUGAGGACUAAAGAAAAAUACUUUUUUAAAAAAAUUUUACAAACUGAUGUUUUAGCAGAUAUUUAUAAAAAUACAAGUAUAUAUGAUGAAAAUAUGGAUAUAAAUGCAGUUGAUAAUGUUAUUAAAAAUAUUAAAAUUGAAUAUCCUCUUAAUCAAAAUCUAAUUUUAUCAAACAAAAAUAAAGAAGAUAAUAAUUCAAACAUUACAGGGAAUGGUAGAGAAGAUGUAGCAUAUUAUUUUUUAAACUACUAUACAAAAAAUUUGUUUCGUUUUGAUUUGCCAAAUAAUAUAAUUAUUAAAUAUACAGAUAAUAUAUCUGGAUUGAGUUUUUCAGAUUAUAAUUAUGAUUAUAUAAAUAAUGAUAUAAUAAUAUAUAUCAAUAACGAUGUAAAUAAUUCAUUACUACUAUCUAGACUUAUUCUAGAUGAAUGUUUAAAUAUCUAUGAAAAAUAUACUACAUAUAUUCAUAAAUUUGGUAGUAAUGUAGAUAACAAAAUUAUUAAAGAAGCAAAAAAAAAAAAUGAAAUCAACACAGAAAAAGCAAACCAAUCUAAGGAUAAUAGCCAAAUUGAAGAAUUCCAUACUCAAAAUGAAGAAAUGAAUGAGUCUGAUACUCCGGUAGAUGCAAAAAAUUAUAUCGAGGAAAGUAUCGACCCAAGCAAUGUAAGUCUUGACAAUAUCAAAGAAGUGAAGGAUAUCCAAAAAGCUAAUGGUGAUGAAAAUGGCGAUGAAAAUGGUGAUGGAUUGAAGAGUGACGAUGAACUGAUAGAUGAUGAACAAGUAGAUAUCUUUAACUAUUCAAAGAUAAACAAAAUUAAGCAGUUUAUCCGAUUUAUUAUUGAAUAUAAUAAUUGGCCAUUUUUUAUGGACGAACUUAUGGGUGUAGAGUAUUAUCUAAAUAAAGAUGAAAUAAAUAAGUUGAAAAAUAAAGAAGAAUAUGAUAAUAAUUUAAAUAAUUUUUAUAUGAAAUUAAAAAAUGCAAAUAUUGACAAAGAUCGAAUUAUGGAAAUAUUAACUAAUUCAAUCAAACGGGAAGAUCCAAACCAAAUUUGGAAUCAAAAUAAAAUACCAAUUAAACAUAUUGCAUCAGCAAUAUAUACAAAUAAUUAUAUAAAUAUUUAUAAUGUAUUAUCAAAAGGUAUUAAUAAAUUAUUAAAACUAAACAUAAAUGAUGUUGAUUUUAUUAUGAAUAAAUGUAAAUAUGCAUGUGAAAUUGUAUACUAUAAAAGAUUAGAAGAAAUAAAAUCACCAACUAAUAAUUUAUUAUUUACUAUGUAUAAUGAAAAUUUAAGUUGUAUAGAAUAUUUUUUUGAUAAACUAAAAGAAAAACUAAUUUUAAUCUCAUUAGUAAAAACAGAAAAUGUGUUUGACACUUUGAUCAAAUUGAUAUCAGACAUAUUUCCUAACAAAGCAAGUACCGAAGCAGAAAUAAAUAAUAAAGACUCACCAAAAACAAAAGACCAAAUUAAUGAAUUAAUAUUUUUACAAAAACCAGGACAAAAUAAUAAUCGAAAUGCAUCCACCGACCCAACAAACAGAAUAACUGUAACAAAUAAUUUAUUUCAAUAUUUUAAUAAAGAAAUAUUUGGAAAUAAAAUAAAUAAAAAUGUACAAAUUGAAUUUAUUAAAGAUUAUAAAUUAUUAUCUAGUCAUGCAAAUUAUGUAAACACAUUUGAAAAUUCUAAAAUAUUUAUUAAUGAUAAUGUUUAUUCAAUAAAUGUCUUAGCUAAUGUCUUACUAAAAGAAAUGUCUGAAAUUUUCUAUUUUUAUAAUAAUAAUCAAAUUCAAAGUGAAAAUAAAUUAUACUUAAAAAAUAAUUUCACUAGUCUAUACCUACCAACUGUAUUUAAAUAUUCGAAAAAUUUUGAAAAGUAUGAAACAAAUCAAACAUUCAACUUUGGUGAAGACACCAGCUCAACUAAAACUGACUUUGACAAUGAAAUGGAUAACAUGUUGAACGACGUAAAUGGCAAAGAUGAAUUUGAUAACCCACUUGAUAAAUCUGAGCUGGAAAGAGAGAAGAACAAAAUGGAUAUGAAAAACUUAAUCAACCGAAUAGCAAAAUAUGAUCAUGAAGAAAUGUUCAAAGAAAUUAUGGAGUAUAGAAAAACAAAAUAUAAUGACAAUGCAGAGAUACAAAAAUGUCUUGAAGAAUAUUUAUACACAUAUGAAAAAAUAAAUCUGUUAAGAUAUGGAAAUCAAAAUAAUGAAAAAACUACUCACGAAACAAAUGAUGCAGGAUUUGAACCAAUAGAUAUAAAAACAAUAUAUCUAAAUUAUAUGCAUAAAUAUAUAGAAUAUAUUAUAAAAAAAAAAGAAUUACCAAUAACAUAUAAUAGUAUAAAUGAAGAAUGGAUUAAUUCUUUAACUGAAUUAGAAAAUCAAAAAAUAUUAUCUUAUUCAACAAAAAAUAGUAGUGGACAUUUAUAUGACCUAUUAAUAAAUAGUAAUGCAUGUUCAUCAAAAAGAGCUUUAGAAAUUUUAGAGAAAAGUUUAGAAUAUUCUCCUGACCAAAAUGAACAUAAUGAAUUAAUGGAUGGCCUAACUGAAAAGACAAUCUCAAGAAGUGAAGAUAAAGAUGCUAUAAAAAAUUUUGAUGAAUUUGUUAUAUGGAUUAAUAAAAAUAAAAAAAAAGAUUUUGAACUACCCAAAAAUAUUGAUUUUCAAGAUGAUCCUGGAUCAGAUAAUAUCAAAGAGGAUAUACGACAAGUUAUAGACCAAUAUAAUUCCAUAUACGAUACAAAUCCAAAUAAAAAUAUAGAUCCUAAUAAUGUUACUAUAGAUAAUUUAAAAGAUAUUGUAAAAAAACAUAACAUAUCUAAGGAAGAUAUACAAGCUGCUAUCAGUCAGCUCGAUAUGCCCCCUGACUUUGACAUUGACUCGUUGUUCAAAUAG